This is a messenger RNA of Theileria annulata, 1062 nucleotides long. RefSeq lists its product as uncharacterized. The transcript has a single exon. Bases 1 to 1062 code for a protein of 353 amino acids. The record is from RefSeq and is a predicted model, not a curated record. Lineage: Eukaryota; Apicomplexa; Aconoidasida; Piroplasmida; Theileriidae.
AUGUCAAGAAUUUAUAUGAAUUUAAUAUUUAUUAUUUUAAUAUGUUUUAAAAAAUUAGUUUUAUCCGACGACGACACUAUUGACUUAUUAGAUCUACACAAUGAUCCAGGGAUAAUUAAUACCUCAGAAAAGAAAGGGCCUUUAGAGACUAUUAAAUCUAUUCCUGUAUCAAGAAAUAAAUAUAAAACUGUCAGAGAAGCUGAUAAAAUCAUAUAUGAAUGUUCUGGGGAUAAUGAAGGUAUCGAUUAUGUUACUGUACAAAAAUAUUACGGUAAAAUUAAACUCAUAAAUAUAACUAUUUCCACCGAGGAUUACUACGAAACUGAAAACAAAUUCUUUUUCAAAUUCAUACAUAAUUGGUAUUUAAUUGAUCAGGAUAUUUAUGAAAUGAUUUUUGAUGGAUUCCUUACUGAACGUAAUAUGGACAUUUAUAACUUUCAAGAUGAUGGAACAUUUAUAAUAGAGGAGCAUAAUCUCCAUGGAUUAAAAGGAACUGUAUUUUUACCUAAAGAAGAAUUUCAGUUAGUUGGAGUUUUACACAAUGGAAAACCCAUCUGGAUGUCUAAAGAUCAAUCAUUUAAAUGCACCUCUCUUAUAGUUCAUGGAGAACUUCAAUCAACAAUACUUGUUAAUGCGAAUGUUAAAUAUGAAACUGAUGAAGAUGGAGAUACGGUUUCUGAAAAAGAAGAAUCUGGACAUCAUGAAUUGAAAGAUGGUAAAGAAGCUGAACAAAAAGAACCAUGUCUACCAGGGUUGUUGGAAAAAUUAGAAAUUAUGAAAAACGAAAAAUUAGAAGAAUUAAAAGAAAAGUUAAAAGAAGAAUUAAAAUCUUUAUCACCAGAUGAAGAUCCUGAAAUUAUGUACAUUCCUACAUUAUUAAGAUCAAUAUUUGAAGAUCACCAUUCUGAACAAGAGUGCCAAGAAACAGCUUCAGCAGAACCUACACAAUCUCUACUUUGCCAGCAGGUAUUUUACGAAAAGAUCAAUGAGAAAUGGACUAAAGUAUCCAAAAGUGAGUUUUACACAAAGUUGAAUGAAUUAGACGAAGAAAUGUUAAAAUAA